Messenger RNA from Periophthalmus magnuspinnatus, 2908 nucleotides. RefSeq names its product catalase (gene cat). Gene Ontology annotation, cellular component: peroxisome; cytoplasm; mitochondrion. Gene Ontology annotation, molecular function: catalase activity; heme binding. The record is from RefSeq and is a predicted model, not a curated record. Bases 133 to 1710 code for a protein of 525 amino acids. Gene Ontology annotation, biological process: response to hydrogen peroxide; hydrogen peroxide catabolic process. NCBI's taxonomy places the organism in Eukaryota, Metazoa, Chordata, Actinopteri, Gobiiformes, Gobiidae. The transcript has 13 exons.
AGCGAGGGGCGCACAGGGGGCGGGGCUUGUGCAGGCAAAGUCGAGGAAGAAUCUUGGAGGAUUUCAGAGGAGCAUCAACAAUAUAACUGCACUUUUCUGCACUCGUGGUUGUGUUUUGACGCUAAACUCAUCAUGGCCGACAGCAGGGACAAAUCCACGGACCAGAUGAAGCUGUGGAAAGAGGGUCGGGUCACUAAGAGGCCAGACACCCUGACCACCGGCGCGGGGCAUCCCGUUGGAGACAAACUGAACAGUCUGACAUCUGGCCCCCGCGGACCCCUCCUGGUUCAGGAUGUGGUCUUCACUGAUGAGAUGGCCCACUUCGACCGAGAGAGGAUCCCAGAGAGAGUGGUCCACGCCAAAGGAGCAGGUGCUUUUGGGUAUUUUGAGGUAACCCAUGAUAUCACCCGCUUCUGUAAGGCCAAAGUGUUUGAACAUGUGGGCAAAACAACUCCUAUUGCUGUCCGCUUCUCCACUGUGGCUGGGGAGUCGGGUUCUGCAGACACAGUGAGAGACCCUCGGGGUUUCGCUGUGAAGUUUUACACAGAGGAGGGCAACUGGGACCUGACCGGGAAUAACACCCCCAUAUUCUUCAUCCGGGACGCCCUGCUGUUCCCGUCAUUCAUCCACUCUCAGAAGAGGAACCCUCAAACCCACAUGAAGGACCCUGAUAUGGUCUGGGACUUUUGGAGUCUGAGGCCAGAGAGUCUGCACCAGGUGACCUUUCUGUUCAGCGAUCGUGGGAUUCCUGAUGGAUUUCGUCACAUGAACGGCUAUGGCUCUCACACAUUUAAACUAGUGAACGCACAGGGAGAGGGGGUCUACUGCAAAUUCCACUACAAGACUGACCAGGGCAUUAAGAAUCUGUCGGCUGAAGAGGCCGAACGGUUGGCCGCCUCAAACCCGGACUACGCCAUCGGGGACCUGUACAACGCCAUCGCCAACGGCAACUUCCCCUCCUGGACUUUCUACAUCCAGGUCAUGACCUUUGAGCAGGCAGAGAAGUUCCAGUUCAACCCCUUUGAUCUCACCAAGGUGUGGUCUCAUAAAGAGUACCCGCUGAUCCCGGUGGGUAAGAUGGUGCUGAACAGAAACCCGGUGAAUUACUUUGCAGAGGUGGAGCAGCUGGCCUUUGACCCCAGUAACAUGCCCCCAGGGAUCGAACCCAGCCCUGACAAGAUGCUACAGGGUCGUCUGUUCUCGUAUCCAGACACACAUCGCCACAGACUUGGGGCGAACUACCUGCAGCUGCCGGUCAACUGUCCCUACAGAGCCAGAGUCGCCAACUACCAACGUGACGGCCCCAUGUGCAUGUUUGACAACCAGGGUGGCGCUCCAAACUAUUAUCCCAACAGCUUCAGUGCUCCAGAGACGCAGCCUCAGUUUGUGGAGUCCAAGUUCCAGGUUUCUCCAGAUGUGGCUCGAUACAACAGCAGCGACGAGGACAACGUCACACAGGUCCGUACUUUCUACACUCAAGUGCUGAAUGAAGAGGAAAGACAGAGGCUUUGUCAGAACAUGGCGGGGGCCUUAAAGGGAGCACAACUUUUCAUCCAGAAACGAAUGGUGGAGACCCUCAGGGCUGUCCAUCCUGACUAUGCCAACAGAGUCCAGUCCCAUCUCAACAAGUUCAACCAGGAGCCCAAAAAGAGCAACAAUGUUCAUGUGUACACUCGCCCUGGAGCCGUGGCUGCCUCUUCAAAGAUGUGAAGACUUCUGCUUUUGCAACAAACUGCACUGGCACAUGAACAAGUUCUUAUACCCUAUACCCUAACGCUGCUAGACAAAACUCAGACUGAAUCAUUUUAGUGUCAAGACUGUCAAAUUAAUACUACAACAAAGCAUUUAAUAUCUACUGAUUAUAUGGCAUAAGACCACUAUAUAAAAUGGUCCUUUUAAAUAAUGGGUUGGAUAUUUUUGACAGGCAAAAUUUACCCACGCUCCUGUGGUGUUUUCCUGGUUCAUUUCUGCUUCCUUUGGUUGACAAUGUUAUUGUAGUUUUUGUCAUACACAAUACAGUUCUCAGAAUUUGAAUAAAAUAGAUUUCCUGAAUUUGUUCAACUAAUUUAGCAGAGCAUUUCCAUUGACAAACACUAGACUAAUCCAAUGUGACUAAAUCCUGACCAAAACAAAGGAAUUUUCGUACUUGAACGAUCAAGACUUAAAAAAAUAAAUAAAUUAAAGGUGCACUAUGUAACUUUUCAGGUGCAGGUCCACUACCUGCUUGUCUCCAUGGAGAUGUUAUUUCUGUGAAGGGAAUGUACCACACACUUUACACAUCUCCAUGAAGAUGUCUGUGUAAUCCCUCAGUCGUCCAGGUCUGAUCCAUGGAAAAAGCCAGAGGUUAAAUCAACUGGACAUAAAGUUGUAGGAGUGAAGAUGUUUGUCCGCUCAUCUACGAUGCUUCUUCAUUUCUGUAACUGGUACUGUGGAAUAAUUAGAGCAAUUACAGCUCCAUGGAGACAAGGUAGUGGUGGACCAGGUUAGGGUAAUUAAUAAUCUAAUACCAAUGGACCAUCACUAUAUACGAUAUACACCUUCAUUCACUGUCAACUUUGCAUUUCUACGAUUAAUUUAUUCCAAUUGUCAUUACUUUUCAAUUCACCCAACAUGUGAUUACAGCACUGGUGAUUAAAACUAUUCUUAAAACUAUCUUUAGCAUUUUGUUAUUUUAUUUUGAAGUUUACUCUAAAACAAAUUUCAACACCCAACAUUGUGGUUGUAAACUUUCAGUACAUCCUUAAUAAUAAAGAUAAGAUUAUUUGUGUAACUUCUUGCUAUAAAUGUAAAAAUCAUGGUUGUUGCCUGGCUGUUCUUACUGUAAACAAUGUUUUAUACUGAAAAUGAGAGUAUUUAACUCUAUAUCAAAUCAUUUCUAAUUAAAGGCUUUCUGCUCUAGUUCUCUGGU